AAACACAGUCAAUUAUAGAAGAUGACGAUGGAUGCCAGCUCUGCACCAAGUUAAAAAGGAGGCCACAUACACACUGUCUGGUCAGACAACACUGUAAUCGUUUGAUCAAUUUCUCUUAAUUUUAUCGGGGUUGAGCUCACUUCUGUUGUCAGGCAACCCUCAUCUAAGGAAACAAGUUCCAAAACAAUAACAAAUUCUUUCAAUAUAUGAAAAAAUCUGCCAACCCAGAUCGCUCACCCACCGAAAUGGCCCGAGUAAAUUCAUGAUUCAUAAGAGAUUCAGCGAUACAGAACUCUGUAAAAUUGCACGCAAUAAGGGGCUCAGUCGACCUCAAAGUAAACCCAACCUUUGAAAAACCAUAGAUGAAACAUACCCACCUUAUAACUGUUACUGAUUCACAUCCAAGACAUAAGACAUUGGAAAUCAUCAAUUCAGAGAUCUCCAUGUAGCCCGAGUGACAGACACCCAACUGGUAAAACAAGUGGAGGAUGAAAUGCCCAGGCAUAUGCUUUGGUAUUUAAACAAUCUUAUCCUAGAAGAUUUGGUGCAGCAAUGCAUGAAACUAGAAAAGGCCUAAAAAUAGAGGGGUGCCUUUUUUUUAAUUUUUUUGUCUUUGGUGCUUUAGUCUGCAUGAUUUCAGACUUUUUUGUAGCUUUUCAGCGAGACAUUCUGUGCAGUAUGAUACUAUUCUUAGAGGCAUGCGCCAUGCAAAUUUGAUGGUUUUGCAUGCUGCCCUCUUUCUUGCGUCCGAAGAAUCAGUUUUGAAAUGAUAUUCAAGUUUUCGUUUACUUAUUUUAGUAAUCAUCCGAGUCUUCAGGUUCGAUUUAUUAGCCAAUAAAAUCAGUGAACUCCUCUGCUCAUGCAUUUCAGCAAUUUAGGUCUUGUGUGUGUGCAAGGAGAAUUUAAGUGGGUUGACAGUGUGUGAAAGUAGGAUUUGUGUGUGUUGAUAGAUAUGGGCCGUGCAAUUGAAGAUGGAGAGGAGUUUAGAGAUAUUGAGAGUGAGGAAGUAGGGCAUGGGGAAAAUGAUUUGCAUACACCUCUGCUUAAGAGGAGAGGAACAUUCAGAGGGUCUAUGAUUGAUGGCACAUCACAGUUAGCAAUCGUUGGUGCUAAUGUUUCCCCUGUGGAGAGCUUGGAUUAUGAGAUUAUUGAGAAUGAUCUAUUCAAGCAUGACUGGAGGAGUAGGUCACGGGUUCAAAUCUUUCAGUACAUUGUCCUCAAGUGGACUCUGGCCUUUCUGAUUGGCAUUUUCACUGGGCUAGUUGGGUUCUUCAACAAUUUAGCAGUUGAGAACAUAGCUGGGAUGAAAUUUGUGAUCACGUCCAACUAUAUGCUUGAGAAAAGGUAUAUGCUAGCCUUUGCAGUAUUUGGCAGCUCUAAUUUGGUUUUGGCUCUCUUGUCAGCAUUGCUGUGUGCUUACAUUGCUCCCGCUGCAGCUGGAUCUGGUAUACCAGAAGUUAAGGCUUACCUUAAUGGAGUGGAUGCUCCUGCUAUUUUGGCUCCAGGCACCUUGUUUGUGAAGAUAUUUGGUAGCAUUGGUGCUGUGUCUGCUUCUCUGCACGUAGGUAAGGAGGGGCCUAUGGUACACACUGGUGCAUGCAUUGCAUCACUAUUGAGCCAGGGUGGCUCAAGACGUUAUCAUUUGACAUGGAGAUGGCUGCGGUAUUUUAAGAAUGACAGAGAUAGGCGUGAUUUGGUUACGUGCGGUGCUGCUGCUGGAGUUGCUGCAGCAUUUCGUGCUCCGGUUGGUGGAGUUCUUUUUGCACUCGAGGAAGCAGCAUCAUGGUGGCGAAGUGCACUUCUUUGGAGAACAUUUUUUACAACGGCAGUGGUUGCUGUAGUACUGAGAGGACUUAUUGACUAUUGUCAGACUGGUCACUGUGGUCUUUUUGGAAAAGGAGGCUUGAUCAUGUUCGAUGUCAGUUCAGUGACAAUAUCUUAUCAUAUCAGCGAUCUGCUUCCAGUGAUAAUUCUUGGAGUUUUUGGUGGCAUACUUGGGGGUCUUUAUAACUAUCUUUUGGACAAGAUUCUGAGGGUUUAUAGUCUCAUUAAUGAGAGGGGUCCCUUGUUCAAGUUGAUUCUUACUUGCACUGUGUCUAUUAUCACAUCUGCUUGUGCCUUUGGACUACCAUGGCUUGCUAAAUGUAUACCUUGUCCUGAAGGAUUGGAGGAGUCAUGUCCUACAAUCGGUCGUUCGGGAAAUUUCAAGAAGUUCCAGUGUGAACCUGGUUAUUACAAUGAUCUUGCAAGCUUAUUUUUCAAUACAAAUGAUGAUGCAAUUCGCAAUCUCUUUAGUAGUGGCACAGCAACAGAGUUUCAUUCCUCAUCCAUAUUACUAUUCUUCGGUGCAGUGUAUGUGCUUGGACUUUUGACAUAUGGAAUUGCAGUACCAUCAGGUCUCUUCAUACCUGUGAUUUUGGCUGGUGCCACUUAUGGUCGAUUGGUUGGCAUUUUAAUGGGAUCAUUCACAGAACUGGAUCAAGGGCUUUUUGCAGUGCUUGGUGCAGCUUCCUUUCUUGGUGGCUCAAUGAGGAUGACAGUUUCAUUAUGUGUAAUUCUUCUGGAGUUGACUAAUAAUUUACUGAUGCUUCCUCUAGUCAUGGUGGUGCUGUUAAUAUCUAAGGCAGUUGGUGAUGCAUUUAACAGCAGCAUUUAUGACCAGAUUGUUCACCUAAAGGGACUUCCAUUCCUUGAAGCAAACGCUGAGCCUUAUAUGAGGCAUUUAACUGCAGGUGAUGUUGUUACAGGUCCUUUGGUGACAUUUUCUGGAAUAGAAAAGGUUGGCAAUAUUUUGCGGGUCUUGAAGAGCUGUACACACAAUGGUUUUCCUGUAAUAGACGAGCCUCCAUUCUCAGAGGCACCUGUCUUAUGUGGCCUUGUGCUGCGUUCACAUUUAGUUGUUUUGCUGAAGAAGAAACUGUUCUUACCAUCACAAGCAUUUUCUAGUGCAGAUUUUAGUCAGCAAUUCACUUAUGUUGAGUUUGCCAAGCCUGGUUCAGGGAAAGGCAUCAAGCUUGAAGAAAUAGAGAUUAGUGCAGAUGAAGAGGAAAUGUUCGUUGAUUUGCAUCCAUUUACCAAUACCUCACCUUAUACUGUUGUGGAGACCAUGUCAUUGGCAAAAGCACUGAUGCUUUUUCGACAAGUUGGCUUGCGCCAUCUUUGUGUGGUGCCCAAAUCUUCUGGGAGACCUCCUAUAGUUGGAAUAUUAACUAGGCAUGAUUUUAUGGCGGAGCACAUUUUGGGUCUCUUUCCUAAUCUGAAGCAGAGUAAGUGGAAAAGGGUGCGCAUUCGGUUAUCUGUAUUUACCACUAUUAUGAAAAAUAUCCCAAUAAUAGGUAAUUACUGUUAGAUCAACGAGUUGUCUUUGGUUCAAAUGCUUUCUGAUUCAGGAAAAAGAUCAAAGGCUGAUCGUAGCACCUUCCCUGGCAUAUGCUAGUUGUAUAUGCAAUUCUUUUUUGUUGAGGAAUUUGGCUUUGAUCUUUUAUUAAAAGAUCUAUUAUCUAUCCUGGAACUCAGGAUAAUCGGUUAUUUAGGACAGGUCUUAAAUAUUUUUUACUUUUAAGGAUGGGAAUUUUGUAUAUGCCUUGUUUUGCAUGUUGCAUUUUAUGCAGACAGAUUCAGUGGUUGUUCCACCAUCUGCUUUCCUGCACUGAGCAAAAUUCUUUAGCCAUCUGCUUUCCUGCACGCAACAAAUUCUUUGGCCAUUUCAACUCAAUGAGCAUUAGGUUUAAUGUACAAGCCACUCUGAAUUUUAGAAUGGUCCAUAAACAUGUAAGGAGAGGUUAACUUCUCAUAGCAUGGUAAAAUGGCGGUAAAAAUGAGGAUCACAAGAUCCUGUUUAAUGAUGUAAAGAUUGUAAGUUUCAAAGAGGACACCAUUGAAUAUAAGAUUUCAAAAUAUUGCUCGUUUCUUGCAUGAGCAAUGAUCAUUUCUUUUAUAUAUCA
Messenger RNA from Cryptomeria japonica (Japanese cedar), 3944 nucleotides. Its product is annotated as chloride channel protein CLC-c. The transcript has 7 exons. The record is from RefSeq and is a predicted model, not a curated record. Gene Ontology annotation, molecular function: voltage-gated chloride channel activity. NCBI's taxonomy places the organism in Eukaryota, Viridiplantae, Streptophyta, Pinopsida, Cupressales, Cupressaceae. Bases 953 to 3349 code for a protein of 798 amino acids. Gene Ontology annotation, cellular component: plant-type vacuole membrane; intracellular membrane-bounded organelle. Gene Ontology annotation, biological process: chloride transport; transmembrane transport.